Molecule: messenger RNA, 1546 nt
Organism: Mesocricetus auratus (golden hamster)
Lineage: Eukaryota; Metazoa; Chordata; Mammalia; Rodentia; Cricetidae
Gene: Gsx1
Product: GS homeobox 1
Exons: 2
Coding region: 1-798 (265 amino acids)
Biological process (GO): regulation of DNA-templated transcription
Cellular component (GO): nucleus
Molecular function (GO): sequence-specific double-stranded DNA binding; DNA-binding transcription factor activity, RNA polymerase II-specific
Source: RefSeq, a predicted model, not a curated record
AUGCCACGUUCCUUCCUAGUGGACUCCCUUGUGCUGCGGGAGACCAGCGACAAGAAGGCGCCGGAGGGCAGCCCGCCACCGCUCUUCCCCUAUGCGGUCCCCCCGCCGCACGCGCUGCACGGUCUCUCGCCCGGCGCCUGCCACGCGCGCAAGGCCGGCUUGCUGUGCGUGUGUCCCCUCUGUGUCACCGCUUCUCAGCUGCACGGGCCCCCCGGGCCGCCGGCGCUGCCGCUACUCAAGGCGUCCUUCCCUCCCUUCGGAUCGCAGUACUGCCACGCGCCCCUGGGCCGCCAGCACUCGGCCGUGUCUCCUGGAGUCGCCCACGGCCCGGCCGCGGCCGCAGCAGCUGCCGCGCUCUACCAGACCUCCUAUCCGCUGCCGGACCCCAGGCAGUUCCACUGCAUUUCCGUGGACAGCGGCUCGAACCAGCUGCCCAGUAGCAAGAGGAUGCGGACGGCGUUCACCAGCACGCAGCUCUUAGAACUGGAGCGGGAGUUCGCCUCCAACAUGUACCUGUCCCGCCUGCGGCGCAUCGAGAUCGCGACCUAUCUGAAUCUGUCCGAGAAGCAGGUGAAGAUCUGGUUUCAGAACCGCCGAGUGAAGCACAAGAAAGAGGGCAAGGGUAACAACCACCGCGGAGGCGGAGGCGGAGCUGGGGUGGGUGCCGGCGGGGGCGCACCGCAAGGCUGCAAGUGCUCUUCGCUCUCCUCGGCCAAGUGCUCGGAGGAGGACGACGAAUUGCCCAUGUCUCCAUCCUCCUCCGGGAAGGAUGACAGAGAUCUCACAGUCACUCCGUAGGUGCGCCUUUCAGAGGACCACUGGCUCCCCCGGCCCUUCCCACACCUCAAAGACUGAUUUCCCAGGCACCUGCUGCCAAUCGAUGGAUUUUGGUAGGGCUUUGCCGUGGUACCAGCUGUAGACAGAGCUGAGACCCUAGCAAAGACCCGAAGACAGUGCCCUGUCCCUUAGGCUCCAGGGUGUCUAGGACUGAACCCAAGUUCACUGGGUCCCCCUCACAGGACACAGCCUUCCCCGGAGGCAUGCAAGCCCCAGCCCAGCGCCUUGCUGGCCCUUCGGCACCUCCUCGCCAGCUCAUUCUGGGCUGGUUCAAGCUUCCUCGCUCCCGCUACCCUCCUCGCUCAAGCUGGGCCUUUCACUCCGCGAAUGGCUGUUUGCUUCCCUUUUAACAUUUUUUUCCCUAGCCCUCAACUCUUUCUCCAUAGUGGUUGUUUAUGCAACACGUUUAUGAACUAAACUUUCCCUUUUUCCUUUCCCUUCACCCUCCUCAGGGAGCCCCUUCCUUCAGUCCAUUUGUCCCUUGACUAGGGACAGGUCUUGCUGUUCGAAGUCCUCUUAGCAGAGAGGAAUGUCUCCCAUGAUAUUGUAUUGGGGGAAAUGGCUUAGUUUGUUUCCAACAUGCUUUACAUUCCCUCAAAUGAAGACCGAUCCCACUCCUCCGCCGCCGUAAGCGACCUCUCCCCGUCCUCCAAGUCCCAAACCCGCUAAGGACUGACUGUGUAAUUGUAUGGUCUCUGUAAUGCCAGAA